This is a messenger RNA of Myotis lucifugus (little brown bat), 1060 nucleotides long. RefSeq names its product steroid receptor associated and regulated protein (gene SRARP). The record is from RefSeq and is a predicted model, not a curated record. Gene Ontology annotation, biological process: positive regulation of intracellular estrogen receptor signaling pathway. Lineage: Eukaryota; Metazoa; Chordata; Mammalia; Chiroptera; Vespertilionidae. Bases 1 to 897 code for a protein of 298 amino acids. The transcript is spliced from 2 exons. Gene Ontology annotation, cellular component: cytoplasm; nucleus. Gene Ontology annotation, molecular function: nuclear estrogen receptor binding.
AUGGGGAACUACAUCCGGGAAGAGGCUGCCAAAAAACGGCUCCUCCUGCCACCGCUCACCGACCAGGCUAGACCAGGUGCUGUGGCAGCCCCGGUGGCCUCAUUAGAAGACCCCGAGGACCGGAGAGACAGCUCCCAAAUCAUGGGCCCUGAGACAGAGCUGGACGCCAGUUCAGGUGGGAAGCCGGCCCACCAGCAGAAGGCCGUGCCCGCUGCUCACCAUCGGAAGGCCGUGCCCACAGCUCACCAUCGGAAGGCCGUGCCCACAGCUCACCAUCAGAAGGCCGUGACCACAGCUCACCAGCAGAAGGCCGUGCCCGCUGCUCACCAGCAGAAGGCCGUGCCCGCAGCUCACCAGGAGAAGGCCGUACCCACAGCUCACCAUCGGAAGGCCGUGCCCACAGCUCACCAUCAGAAGGCCGUGACCACAGCUCACCAGGAGAAGGCCAUGCCCACAGCUCACCAUCAGGCCGUGCACACAGCUCACCAGGAGAAGGCCAUGCCCACAGCUCACCUAACUUUCGUCAUCGACUGUGCUAGUGGAAAGCAGCUCUCCCUGGCAGCACCCCUUGUGCCACCCCAAGCCCCCAGUCCUUACCUAGGACCUGUCACCCCUCCAAUGAAGACCUAUAUCUUGUUCUAUGGGGACAGCCAGCCCCCUCUGACUCAGGAGGCCAUCCUGGGUGGGGGGCACAUUGCCCAGGCCAGGGGCACCCUGCCACCCUGCAGAGGGACUGUGGCCCCAGCUUCCUCCCCACUCAGCCCACUAUGCCCCCAGGGGGCCCCUGAAGCCAAGGGGAGCCCCUUAAAGACAAUGCCUACAAGGUAUUUGGCUUGGGAAACAGUCAUGGGCUUGCUCAAAGCUUUCUCCUCCUGUGUCUGUGGGCAGGCAGAUUAACUGGAACAGCCUGACCAUGGCAGGAGGGGGUUGGCCCAUUAGUAGAUGAGGGGAUAAAAAAAACUGGUACAUUUGCACCAUGGAAUGCUAUUCAGCAGUAAAAAAAGAAGGAUCUCGUGCCCUUUGAGACAGAAUGGCGGGACUUGGAGAAUAUUACGCUAAG